AUGUACAAGUUAUAUUGACUUGGGUUAGACCAGUGAACUUGCUCUAUUGCAACCAAGUUUCAAUCUCCUCUCUGUAAAUUCAGACUAUCGUGCCUAAUAAAAAAAUCGAUUUUGUUAAAUAGGUGUUUAUCGAUUUUAUGUGAGGUUUAUUUAUAAUUAACAACCCAAAAGAGAUUUUGAUGAUUUUUUUGGUGUCAAGAAAUUAUGAUAGUUCUUGACCAAAAAAGAAAAGAAAUUAUGGUAGUUGAUAUAAGAACAAUACCCAGUGGAUCGAACGAAAACACAUGGCUUCUCUGAGAGAUUCCAAGAGGAGAAAAAAGGAAAAAAGAAAAAAAGGACAAACUUGCACAACUUUUGACGGUGAGGUGGAAAGUUGCAGUUUUUAGGCGCCAAUAUUAAUAGCUGUUGUCCAGCUGGCGUCAUACUAUAAGUGCACACCACCACCUGGCAAGUGCCAAGUGGUAGUACAACACUACAACUGGAAAGCAAAACUGUAUCUACACACUGAAUUUAUUCUCUCCUCUUCCCCCUCAUCUCUCCUCCUCUGUUUCAUCUUUCUCCCAUUCUCCCUUCAAUCUUCUCGCCCUCAUGGAAAAAAUUCAGCACACAAAUGUGCAAGUGAGAGAACUAAAGCUUCAUGUAGCUGAAAUCGGAAGCGGUCCAAAGGUGGUGCUUUUCUUCCAUGGGUUUCCGGAAAUCUGGUACACAUGGAGGCAUCAAAUGGUUGCUGUGGCAAACAAGGGGUAUAGAGCAAUAGCCUUUGAUCACAGGGGCUAUGGACUUUCGGAGCAGCCAGCUGAACCCGAAAAGGCAACCUUGCUCGAUCUUGUUGACGAUGCUGUUGCUCUUUUAGAUUCUUUGGGCAUUGACAAGGCUUUUAUUGUAGGGAAGGAUUUUGGAGCUCUGUCUGCAUACCGAGUAGGUGUCCUUCACCCAGAGCGGGUAUGUGCAAUCAUAACACUAGGAACACCUUUCAUUCAACCGGGUCCCUCUGUUGUCCAAAAUCAUCUCCUCCCAGAAGGUUUCUACAUAUCAAGGUGGCAGGAGCCGGGGCGGGCAGAAUUAGAUUUUGGCCGCUUUGAUGUGAAGACAGUGAUAAGGAACAUCUAUAUUCUCUUCUCUAGAAGUGAGAUCCCAAUAGCUGCUGCUGAUCAAGAAAUCAUGGACUUGAUUGACCCUGCUACUCCUCUGCCACCAUGGUUUUCCGAGGAAGAUCUCUCUGUCUAUGCAUCUUUAUAUGAGAAAUCUGGAUUCUGUUUUGCACUGCAAGUUCCCUAUAGAAAACUAAAAGUGGAUCGCAGCUUAAUUGAUCCGAAAGUGUCAGCUCCAUCACUGCUUAUCGUGGGUGAGAAGGACUACAGCUUAAAGAUGCCGGGAGUGAACAACUACAUACGGAUGGGGGCAAUGAAGCAUCUUGUGCCCGAUUUGGAUGUUAAAUUCAUUGAGGAAGGGACUCAUUUUAUGCAUGAACAAUUUCCGGAGCAAGUUAAUCAGCUAAUCAUUGCCUUCCUUGGCAAACAUGGUGCAUGAUGCAGAUGCUUAGUGUGCCUGAGGAACAAUAAUAAUCCAUGAGAGAAGAAUAAUGUCAUGUAUGCAUGGUAUAUACUAAAAAGACUGGGCCUUAUCAACUUUAGGCUAGAAUAUCACUGCCAAAAGAAAGAAGAUAAGUUUUUUCUUUCAUGUUUGGAAUUAACAAAUUACUUAUUCUGUAAUGUUUACCUGGAUUUCACAUGGGCAGUGGCGGAUCCAGGAUUCAAAAGUCAGGUAGGCGAAAUUUACCUUAAAAACUCGACGGUACGAGUGAAUUUUAUUCAUUCAUAAAAAUAAAAAGAUACACCUAGUCAGGGGGACGUAAUGAGUCUUACCCUCAAAUAUG
This is a messenger RNA of Prunus persica (peach), 1876 nucleotides long. Its product is annotated as epoxide hydrolase A. The coding region runs from base 589 to 1530 and encodes 313 amino acids. The record is from RefSeq and is a predicted model, not a curated record. Gene Ontology annotation, molecular function: hydrolase activity. The transcript has 5 exons. NCBI's taxonomy places the organism in Eukaryota, Viridiplantae, Streptophyta, Magnoliopsida, Rosales, Rosaceae.